Molecule: messenger RNA, 261 nt
Organism: Aspergillus chevalieri
Lineage: Eukaryota; Fungi; Ascomycota; Eurotiomycetes; Eurotiales; Aspergillaceae
Exons: 1
Coding region: 1-261 (86 amino acids)
Source: RefSeq, a predicted model, not a curated record
AUGGCCAUGUACAUCUUCUUCGGUCUAACAGCUACCAUCGCCUGGUUCCAAUACGACUACAAUGGAGAAGUCCUCUGGUUUCUCUUCCAGCUGUGUCAGAAUCUCAAAAUCUUCUUCGACCCGGAUGUAUGCUCUCUCGGCAAAAAGAAGAAACUCCCCAAUGGCUCGGAGGUCAAGGUCAAUAAACCUUUGAUCGGGUUCAGAGCGUGCGAGAAACAGACGACGAGGUUCGGGGCUGCUCCUGGUGGGACUUUUACCUAG